This is a messenger RNA of Pomacea canaliculata, 3877 nucleotides long. Its product is annotated as nuclear cap-binding protein subunit 1-like. Gene Ontology annotation, cellular component: nuclear cap binding complex; nucleus. The coding region runs from base 105 to 2474 and encodes 789 amino acids. The record is from RefSeq and is a predicted model, not a curated record. Gene Ontology annotation, biological process: nuclear-transcribed mRNA catabolic process, nonsense-mediated decay; mRNA export from nucleus. Lineage: Eukaryota; Metazoa; Mollusca; Gastropoda; Architaenioglossa; Ampullariidae. The transcript is spliced from 23 exons. Gene Ontology annotation, molecular function: mRNA binding; RNA cap binding; protein binding.
AGAUCUCCCUCUCAUAACCAUUGCUGUUAGCCACUUCCGGUUGGGAAAAAAAAGAUCACGUCUUAUUAUUGUGAGCCUUACGCGGUUGAUUGUUAAAUUUCAACAUGUCUAGGAGAAGAAGGGAAAGCUAUAGUGACGAUGAAGAUGAUGAGCGUCCAAGAAAGAGAAGGACAGAGCUCAUUGACAUAGAAGAUCGUCUGGAAUCCUUAAUAACAAGAGUCGGUGAAAAAAGCACAUCAUCCUUAGAAAGCAACUUAGAAGGUCUUGCAAGUGUUCUUGAAGCAGACCUGCCCAACUAUAAAGUGAAGAUCAUGCGAAUCCUUUGCCAGUGUGUGGUCAACAUGCCAGAAAAAUUGACAGUUUACACCACGCUUGUAGGUCUUCUCAAUGCAAAAAACUACACAUGUGGAGGAGAGUUUGUUGAGAUGUUGGUCAGAAAUUUAAAAGAAGCUUUAAAGACAGGUUCUUGGGAGGAGGCAAGAUUAAUGGUACGCUUUCUUGCUGAUCUUGUCAACUGUCAUGUCCUUGUGGCAGCUUCAGUUCUUCAAAUGUUUGACAAUUUCAUUGAAGUUGUUCUAGAAGAUAACAUUCCUCAGGUACGAUCCGAUGUAUACGUGUACACUGUUUUGUCUGCUUUACCUUGGGUUGGUCGAGAGUUAUUUGAAAAGAAAGAAGCAGAACUCAACAAACUUCUGGAGUCAGUUGACAGUUAUAUUGGCAAGAGACAGAAGAUACAUAUGCCAGCUUUGCGGGUGUGGUCAGUUGAUGUGCCACAUCCACAAGAAGAGUACCUGGACUGCCUAUGGGCACAGAUCUGCAACCUUCGUAGCAACAAGUGGCGAGAAAAGCAGAUUGUGCGACCCUACUUGGCCUUUGAUGGUGUCUUGUGUGAUGCUCUGCAGCACACCUUGCCUCAGAUCAUCCCUCCUUCUCAUAAUGAGGAGAUGGUCUACCCUCUCCCUCGUGUUAUCUUCAGACUGUUUGAUUACACAGACGUACCAGAGGAGACUGUGCUUCCAGGCAGCCAUGCUAUUGAGAGGUAUUUGAUCGAGGAACAGAUUGAUUGCAUCAUUCAUGCAAACAAUGAAGAACGCAAGGACUGUGCUGCUGCAUUGCUUAGCUACCCAGUGAAGAACAAAAUUCCUCUGAACUACAUGAUUGUAGAGGUGAUGUUUGCCCAGCUCUUCCAGCUGCCUUGUGCCCCAUACAUUGAACUGUUCUAUGGAUCCACAUUCAUAGAGCUGUGCAAACUCCAGCCCAGCUCCAUGCCUCAAGUUCUUGCCCAGGCUACGGAGUUAUUGUUUGAAAGACUUGACAGCAUGCACACAAUCUGCAUAGAGAGGCUUGUCAACUGGUUUUCUUAUCACUUGAGCAACUUCCAGUUUCGAUGGAGCUGGGAAGACUGGGUAGAAGUGACAAGUAUGGAUAAAGAGGCACCCAAGGCCAAGUUUGUGCGGGAGGUUUUCCUCAAGUGUAUGAGGUUUUCUUACCAUCAGCGAAUAGUUGAAAAUGUACCUGAGUCAUUCUUGGAGCUUUUGCCAGAGAAGCCACAUGCAGAUUACAAGUAUGAACAAGAACAAGGAUCGUUGCCAGGUAAAAUGGCAGCACAUGCUCUGAUGAAUGCAAUUAAGUCCAAGUGCACACCAGAUGAGGCGGCCCAGAUCUUGAAAGACCUGCCCAAUAAGUUUCCAAAUGGGGAAGAAAACGACAAUCCUUCCUUUAAUCCAUUGAAGAUAGAUGUAUUUGUGUCAACUUUGUUAUUUCUUGGGCAAAAGUCUUUCAGCCACUCCUUUGCUGCUCUUGCCAAAUUUUACCCGAAUCUAAAAUCAUUAGCUGAGACAGAAGAAAGCCAAAUCUAUUUGUUGAAAACCCUACACAGUGUGUGGGGUUCGCAUCAGCAGAUGAUGGUGGUUCUGGUGGACAAACUACUUAGAACUGAAAUUGUGCAGUGUCACUCAGUGGCCAUUUGGUUAUUCUCAGACACUAUGCAGAAAGAUUUCACCAGUUUUCACGUUUGGGAAAUCUUGCACAGCACCAUCAAAAAGAUGACCAAACAUGUGGAUCAGCUACAGUCAGAAGUAGAUGAAGCUCGUGAUAAACUUGAUGCUGCCAAAAGAAAGGAAGCUGAUGGCAUGGAAAUCUUCUCUGAUGAAGAGGUACCAUCAGAAGAAAUGAUUGAAAGGUUGGAGGAAAAACUGGAAGCAGCCACUAGUCAGCAGAAGAAUCUUUUUUUGAUAAUUUUUCAGCGAUUCAUUAUUGUGCUAACAGAGCACUUGGCAAGAUGUGAGUCAGCUGGCGUGGAAUACAAUACCACUUGGUAUAAGUGGGUUACUGAGAGGCUGCAGCAGGUCUUCCUGCAGCAUCACCAGUUGGUCUUCUGCUACAUCAGCACACUUGAGAGCUUGCUUUUCACCUCUGAUAUAGACAUCCAUAUUCUGGAAGUGUUUCAGCAGUUCUGUGCCCUUCGCUCUUGAAAUAACUGUUCACUUUUCUUCUCUGGAUGUGUUGCUGACUGGCAGAAUCUCAUGGAGAUUCUUGUUAUUAUGGUGUUAGUUUUGACUGAAUGUGCAACAGACAUUUCUUAUGUGGGAAGCUACUGAAUCUUUAAGCAAACAUGGUCUUUUGGAAUCAGUAGUGGGUUAGAAACGGGACUGGUUUGACUGGUGAAUGUAGCUACGGAUUCAUUACAGUAUUUCUGUGAAACUGCAAUUUAUUUCUCUAGAACCAAUUUGUAAGUGUAAUUGUAGUAAAGCUUUCAUAGAAACAAAAUUGACUUGCCCCUACAUAGUUUUAAGAAGAAUGUAGUGUAACUCUUUGAAAACAUUUUUUAAACAAUUGAUGAAAAUUGCUACAAAGGGACUUGUUAAUUUGAAAAUUAAGACUUGUCCAGCUCUAUUAUCUAUCUGUACUCACAUCAGUUUAUAAUGAUAAUAAAAUGCCCGAUAACAAGCAGUUGAACUUGGCUCAAUUCACUAAGAAUCAUCCUGUGUAAUAUUGAUUUCUUCAGCAUUACACGUGCAGUAAUGUUUUGUCUAUUGUGUGUUUUCUUAGAGUAUCCUGAUAAAACCAUAUGUUUUCAGAGAACUUCCUAAAAUUAUCUGUAAUGAGCAGUUAUUUAUUGCAUUUAACAUGAGAACAACAACUAAUACAUGAGGCAGAAAUGAUAGAAUAUACAUGUAUUUAUACAAACUUUCAAGCCACAAUCAUAGAAUUUUUAGAGGGAUUAUAACUUGUUUUUACACUCUCAACUACAGUUGAACUGCUGUUAUCAAAUUAUGAAAAUGUGUAUCUGCACCUUUGGUACUGAUCCAAAGUUUUAUUUUGGUAAUCCAACCAGGCUUAGCAACUGGCUCACAACUUUAUUUCAGGUAUGGUGAACCAGGACAUUUAGAUAUUGCAGACAUGGUUUGUAUGCAAUAUAAAUGUACAUACUGAUGCACAUGGACCAUUUACUUGACCUUUCACUGACAAUGAUUAGCUUACUCUGAUAAUAUGAAAGGUUUUCUACCAACAUGACCGUAUUUUACCCCCCCCCCCUUUUUAAAAAUAUGUUUAAACAAAUAAGUAACACUGCCAUUUCAAAGCAAAGGUUAUGGUGGAAUAUCUGCUACUUAACAGAAAAUGUUAAUGUAAAAACAAAAUUACUAGUUAUUAGAAGUAAAAAGUAGAGAAAUCAACAAUUACAAGGAUUAUAUCCAAAGAUAUUUUAUAAAUCUUUAUCACCUAAUUACCAUGAUUGGUUUCACUAUCAAACUUGUAACAACUUCAUCCAGUGUAGCAAGGAUCUUGUUUAUUGUAUGGUGCUUUUAUAUACAUUGCUCUAUUACCAGUGACAGUAUGACUGGAUGCUUCAAAAGAAAUCUGCAUGGAAUAUAAA